AUGAAGAUCAGAAGGAGGCGCAGGAGAUACCCUGGCGACGGCGACGAUGAAAGGAAUGGUAGCCAUGGCAGCGACAGGGCUCCGUCAACCCCGACCCCAACGCCGACAGCGACCACUCCAGAAAAUCGGAAAUCAGUCAGCAAAGCGAACCGGCCCCCGGCUCACACGCCCGACAGAUCAAAGUCCACAGCCUCCCAAACCGAGCUUAGAACCAAACUCGGGGAACAGGAGAAGGAUGCGAUGGGAGAAGCGAAAGGAAGAAGAAACGGCGGGGAUGGCAACACAGCAAUCCCGGGAAAAUACGGCGGGCCGAGUGAGUCGUUUCCGGUUGAAAUGAGCGUCGCGGACCGAUAUGAAGCCGGGCGUGAGGGCCGGAGGACACCCAUUGACUUUAAGGUUACGAAAACAGGUGAUUUCGGCGGGUUCAGCGUGACGAAAACGGAGGAAGUGGACCCAAUAAACGGAUUCAGUGUGACCAGAACGGAGGUGGACCCGGCGAGAGGGCGAGUCGUUGUUAGCAAAGCGGGCGAGGGCCAGCGAAGCAGCUCCGGCGGCCCGGAAACGUCCUCAGGGAGACAGGGGCUUUCGCGUCGCGUGAACCAGCAGGACAAGUUAUCUCCCGAAGCAAAAGCGUCGACAUCAAAGGCCGAGGAACCGUCGCCCCGCUUGCGCCAUCGCGACCCGGGGCCCGAAUCCUCCACAAGUAAAAGGGAGCGAGGGAAAAUGGAGGAUAAAGGAGGUGGGAGCCAUGCAGGAGACAAAACGCCGGGAAGAAAAGAAAACCCAGACGGGAAAGAAGAGACUCCAGACAAGGCGCGAGUCCCGCAGGACGACUUAGAGAGUAAAUUGUCCCGUCAGGUGGGGAGUGCGACAGUCAAGCCUUCAGCAGCAGAACGCAGCAGAAGUAAAACGCAGACAAACUCAAAAACACAACAAAAGACGUCUGACAACAGUAGUGUCACUCUACGUAAUCCAGCCAUGACUCCUUUAUCCUCAACAAACGGCCCCCUUCCCCCUCCCACUCUCAGAAUUCACAGCAGAAGUAGCACCCUCUAUCCCGAAGCGAAUAAAACCAAACAAACACAGCAUGUGGGCGCCGAAACAGAGGAGAAAGUGGACGUCGAUGCGAGCAUUUUUGACUUGCCCGUCGACGAGGCUGGGCCCGAGAGCAGACUGCAUUACCAAAGAGAAAUGCCCGACCGACGGAGGCCUCCGACGGCCGCCCCGACGAGGGUCUUCCCGGUCGAGCUUCUUGACGAAGUCGAGGAGCAAAACCCCCUGCCAAACUUGCCGAAGUCCACCACCCUCUCGAGUGUGUUCAGCGAGGAGUUGAUUCCUCCAUUGCCGAAUCAGUGGGACGACGACUGGAGGAACGCCGGGCCCUCUCGAGGCGACGCGGAAACCGAGAGCGACAGCGACGACGUCCCGCCCUACGAGAGCGGAGAUCGCCAGCCGCCCGACAUUCACAAGGAAAAACAGAGAACGACCAAAUAUCAGGAGAGUCCGAAGGCGUCGGGCGGCGCGACCGGUGACCGGAGGCGAGCAGAAGUGCGGCCCGCCAUCGGGAAGGCGGAUCUGAGGGCGUCCUCGUGGCCAGGGCCAGGCGAGCGCGUGGAGUUCGUGACUGUGGUUCCAGGUGGCCACUGGGACGUUUGGGGAGGCCCAACCCUGUGGGAUUCCCUCACUCCCCACUCCAAUAACUCCCACACGAACCCUCAGGUGUAUUCGGUGUACUGGGGGGACACGGGAGGCCCAGGGUCCCCGCCGGGAUGGCCCGAAGGCGUGUGGGUGAUUCGGGGAGGGUCCCUCCUCGCAAUCAUGGCGCUUGUGGUGACCAUUUCCGUGCAGGUGGCCCGGGACGGCCCCGCCCACCGCGCUGUGCCCACGGCCGCCGACGCCCUCGCCCGCGCCCACCACAGCCAACACGCCACGCUCGCGACCAACCUCGCCACGUCCCUCGCCUCCGCCCACGUCCUUCUCAUCUUCGGGAUCCAGGAAACGUUCGGAGGGUCUCCCAUGGCCCGAGAUAUGCGAAGCUUCCGGAAUCCGGUGAUAAUCUUCCAUUAUUUAAUUCACUGCGGGGAAAAUGCUCCACCUCUGAAUCACCUUCAGUCGUCCUGCUCCACCCUUGAAUUCGUACAGCAACAGGGCUCCACUUUCGAAUCUCUUACAGUGACAAUGUUCCGCCUUUACACUUCCUACAAUAACAAUGCUCUACCUUUGAAUCUCUUACAUCCAGCGGCAUACCAAGCAUUGCCCAAAUACACAGUCCAUCGUCCUUUUAGUUUAAGGAACUGUGUUACCUUCCAAAGAUAUAACCAUACUUUGAACGUCAAGAAUAUAUAUGUAUCUCUUGAGUGUCUCUUAAGUGUGUUUCUCUUAAGUGUAUCUCAAGUGCGACUCUUAAGUGGCCCUCUUAAUUACGGCUCGCCUGCCAGAUCCACGGCAUCAAGUGCCCCUCUUGGGAAAAGUCAAAAGUCUAGAUUGCGCGAGGUUUCGAUAAUCGAAUGA
Molecule: messenger RNA, 2511 nt
Organism: Penaeus monodon (black tiger shrimp)
Lineage: Eukaryota; Metazoa; Arthropoda; Malacostraca; Decapoda; Penaeidae
Source: RefSeq, a predicted model, not a curated record